Messenger RNA from Micropterus dolomieu (smallmouth bass), 5636 nucleotides. RefSeq names its product transcription factor E2F3-like. The transcript has 8 exons. Gene Ontology annotation, biological process: regulation of transcription by RNA polymerase II. The record is from RefSeq and is a predicted model, not a curated record. The coding region runs from base 239 to 1570 and encodes 443 amino acids. Gene Ontology annotation, cellular component: RNA polymerase II transcription regulator complex. NCBI's taxonomy places the organism in Eukaryota, Metazoa, Chordata, Actinopteri, Centrarchiformes, Centrarchidae. Gene Ontology annotation, molecular function: DNA-binding transcription factor activity, RNA polymerase II-specific; RNA polymerase II cis-regulatory region sequence-specific DNA binding; protein dimerization activity.
UUCAUCAGGCCGUUUCCUGAAGCCAUUUCUAGACGGGGGAAACGAGAGUUGAGCUACUUUUUAAUCCGUUGCAUCUGCCUAAAUGCACUUUCUUAAGGAAAAAUACUUUACAAAAGUCGAUGAAUCAGACUCUCAUCUUUACUUCGGUCUGAUUAUUUUUGUAACUAUUGCGGCGGAUUAGCAGCCAUACAGGCUUGAAAGUACAGAGACUAGAAAGGGGUUACCCCGAAUACGCAAGAUGAGAAGAGGGAUCUCCUCGGCUCCGGACAAAGUGAUUUUAGCGGGGGUUGGGGGCUCUCCUUUGGACAAUAAUAUCAUUUUAACAACUCUCUCGGAUCGUUUAAACCCCGGUCAAGCCAACGCUACCUUUAUCCAAAUAAUAACCACCCCACCGCCUUGCAACGUUACACAGACAUCAAAUGUGUGUUUAUCCGAACCUCAGAUAAACAACAUUUACACAACUCCACAACAAGCUGCAGCAAACGGAGCAGGACAACGACCCGCUCUGGGGAGACCGCCGGCAAAAAGACGGUUGGCGCUUGAUGAUUCCGACCACCAGUACCAGUCUGAACCUGCCAGGACUCCAAGAGGCAGGGGAGGGACCGCGGCGGCCAAUGGGGCAAGGCUAAAGACACCCAGAACGCCCAAGUCUCCACCGGAGAAGACUCGGUACGACACCUCCCUCGGGCUGUUAACGAAGAAGUUUGUGGACCUUCUUGCUCAGUCUUCGGAUGGCGUUUUGGACCUCAACCUCGCCGCAGAAACAUUACAGGUACAGAAAAGGCGGCUGUAUGAUAUCACCAAUGUACUAGAAGGCAUUCACCUCAUCAAGAAGAAAUCAAAGAACAACAUUCAGUGGAUGGGCUGUAGUCUGUUGGAGGUAGAGGGGGCACUGAGCCAGAGACAGAGACUGACAGCGGAGGUUUCUGCGCUGGGAGAAGAAGAACAGAGGCUUGAACAACUCAUCCAGAGAUGCAGCCUGGAUAUGAGACACAUGAGCGACUUGCCAGGCAACCAGAAAUAUGCCUAUGUAACGUACCAAGACAUCAAACAGCUGGGAACCCUCAGAGACCAGACUGUGAUUGUCGUCAAAGCACCCACUGACACCAAACUAGAAGUACCAGACCCUGAUGAGAGUUUGUCCAUCCACCUGACCAGCACUAAAGGUCCUAUAGAGGUCCUGCUGUGCCCAGAUGAGGAAAAUGACCCCAGGAGUCCUGUAAAAAAUGGUAACAUGGAUAUCAAUGGGAACUCGCCAUUCCUCAAAGUCCUUCAAGAUCCCAGCUGCACGACAACUCCCAGCUCCUCCCUGCCUCCACCUUUAUCCUCCUCAGCUGUGUGCGUCACUACUCUCUCCCCCAUCUCGUCCCCUUACACCAGUCUUCUUCAGCAGACGGACGACCAGAUGUCUUCGUCCCUGGGACCUUUUUUAAACCUUGGGCCACCUCUUCUUGACCAAGAUGACUACCUUUUAGGUUUGGGAGAUGACCAGGGAAUCAGCGACUUGUUUGACACCUGUGACUUUGAUAAAAUGCCCUCUCUCGGCCUGGAUGAUCUUCUGUGCAGCUAGCAUUAGGUAAUAGAAAUUCAGACUAGGUGCAUGGGAGAGAGAUGGAGAAUCAGUGAGUGUUUUGAUGCCUGUGACUGGAAGCCAAUUCAAAAUUGAUUGAAAGGAAACAUUGAGGGCUUUUUCAGUCCCAGUGGGACGAAAUGCUAUGUUCUUACAUGGCAUAUGAGAUAAACGGUCUGAUUUCACAGAAAGACAUGACUGGUGAUUGUGAAGAUGUAUCCAUUACUCUUUGUCUCAGGCUAUGUGGCCUCCAGUGUAGCUUGGCAUUGGGGGACAUCUGAAAUCCUUCGCUGUCUGUUUGGUUAAGUAUAAAUGGGGAGGGGAGAGGAUAUUCCCCUCUGUAUGGCGCAAAAUUCACACCUCCACACCACCUGGAAUUAACACAAAUCAUGGGUGUGGUUUAGCCUAAAAUCCAAGUGUAAAUGCACCUGAGAUGCACAGAUACUUUCACCAAAAGCCAUCUGUAGAAUGAUCAAGAAGGGGGAAGAGAACUGUGUUUACUGUUUAAAUCUUGACCGAUCCUGCAAAUAUGGGAAUUUGACGGACCCAUAAAUCUGCGUCUUGUCAAGGAAAGGAUAAGGUUGAUCUGUGUGUUCCCAGUGAUGCAUUUUCUUGUCAGGUUUCCAAAUUCAUCCAGGUAACUCGCUCUUGAAAAUUUCCCAGAGUUUAAGAUGUGUUAAUGCCAUGUGCUAUGGCUGAGGAUAUUCUGAAGAAUUCUUUGUGAUUGCAUUCAUUUACACCAAUGAUAUGCGAUGGAAGGCUCAUACUGCUGACUGAGGCAUUUUGUGUGUUUAAAUGUAGAACAUUUUAGAAAUGAAAAAAAAAAGAGGGUAAUUUUGGUGCACAGCAUUCACGACUACGGUUAUCUUACGGUGAGGCAGGCUUUGCCCUCUCACACACUUGUCAGGUUGUGCUGUUUGGCCUUAUAAUCAUAAAGUUACUAAGAGUAUGAGUAUUUUGUGCAUUUUUCAGCACUAUUUAGAUGUAUUGAGAGCUGCAUGGAAGUUAGUAUACUGUUUAGACGCGCACAUGACAUAAUCCAAUCCAAUUUUAAGGAAAAUAAUAGUAUUGUAUACUCUAAAUGCUCUAAAAGAAGACGUGUACACAAAUGUUAAGUGUAAAAACUAUUUACAGUAUGCCUUACGGCUAGUAUUUAGUUUGAUCCCACUGCACAUGAUUUGUUUCUCCCUUGUGCUAUUUGCUCCAUAUUUAAAAUGAAUUUAGUAGGUAAAAAAUUGCCAGGGUUUUAUCUACUGAUUAAGUGGGCAACCUCAUAUUUUGUACACGUAAUAGAAAAUUUACACUUUAAUGAAUACAAAAACGUUCAAUAUGUGAACAGAUACUGUGAUCUUUAUUGGAUAUUACAUUACAUGACCCAUGUGCUAACAGCACACAAAUGCUCUCCCAUCGACCUGGGCAAAGUGGGAUUAAGCAAAAAAAAUCCGGCUUGUUGGCACAUGUGAUGUGCGAACCUGAAUGUCAACUCAUACUCUGACUCAUACUCUUAUGGAUACUUCAUAUUCAGGACCCAAACUUCCACUUUCUUGCUGCUUUUUAGCUAUCCCCUCCAGCUUCAUCAGUAGAAGCUUCCAUUACCAAACCUCCCCUAAUGCUUCACCACUUAGACUGCGUGCUGUGAAGUUAUACUGUCGUUUGAGCUAAUCAGAAAAAUUUGACUUUGAACCACUUAGUGAUGCACACUGCCUACUCAGCGUAUACUGAGUGGGCAGUGUUGGAGAUAUAUUAGUCUUUUUAGGUUUAGUAAGUGUUGAAUUUUAAUUGCUUUUAAUACUGUAAAAAUAACUAAUAUCCCGGUCACCAAAGUAACAAGGGGCCAGAUAGCCACUAAUUUGGGCUUCAGCAUGUAAUGAAGGGAUUUUCCCUCUAGGAUGUUUUAAAAAAUUUGAAAGGAAGAGAAAAAAAGACAUACACCUGUUUUUGAAAUUGGAGCAAAUUCAGUGUAACUAAACCAUGUUUCAUACUAGGCCUGGUGAUACUGUCAUAUUGUUUGGGGCCACUGAAUGUUCAGACAGUGGUUAAUCAAGAAAAGCCAGCUAGAGGUGAAUUCAGAGCUGCAGGGAUGCGAUUUUUUUUCUUUCUGUCUAGGCAUUUGGAACACCAUUGUUGUUCACUUCUAAUAGUGCAAACAUCUUGUCUGAAACCCUGGCUUUUAGAGAAACCUGCGGCCGCAGGUAAUAUUGCUGCUGUUAGUGUUAACUUUUCCCCAGGCCUGAUUGAUGUGCGCUUGAGCAAAGGCGUGUGCAGCAUGUGUGAGUUAUGUCAAAGAUCAAGCUUGCUAAAGAGUAGGUAGGUAGGUCGGUCAUGUGUAAAUUGAUGUACAGUUUUCUAAAUUUCUCAGUGCACAAGGUACUGUAGGCUACCUCCCACUUAAUGUUGGACAAUAGUAAUAGGGCAUAGAGGUAAAUGCCGUUGUGUGUAUGCGUCUUUGACUUCCCUUUCAUCAUAGAAAUUACCCUUUUAUUAUUUCGAUGUGUUUGAUAUUACAUUGAUGUGUGCGAGAUUCCACUCAUAGCCUGAUAUAAUAAUAGAGUAUGCCUUUGCCCUUAAACCAGUCUCAUGGUGUUGCAUCAUAAAUUUGAAUAUUGGGCUGCACAUUUGAUGGGUAGAAAAGCAGACAAAUGUAUUGCAAUAUAUUUUUUGUUUUGUUUUUUUAAAAUAUUUUACAUAAGUUAUUUUGUUUUGUCAGUGUUUUUUUUUUCUUUGGUAAAAAUGUAGAGUGUCUCUUAGACCCCAAAAAAGUAGUUAGUAUAAAUUUAAUAAUUCAUGCAUGCAGUCAUUCAUUCACAGUUAGCCUGUCUGCCCUUUAUUGGUCAUUAGGAGACAUUGCUAUGUCUAAAUAUACACCACUGAACCAGGAUCAGUGACUCGUGUCCUCUGCUGAAGUGUGUAGGGGGCUUUGCUUCUGUGACACUGUGUGUCCGUUUUAUUUUUGGAAUGAUGAGAGGGAGCCUUUAACACUUUUUUUCUCUUUCUUUUUUUGUAUUUCUGCCAAUUUCACUUUGAUGGAGAGCAUUGAAGCCUGUUAAAACAGAGUUUUUACUUUGCAAACUCAAAACCCAAUUUUUAACCUGAACUUCACCCAUUCAGUUAAGAAAAUACAUUUCUUAGUCAGCAUAACUUUGCCUAAUUAGUGCUGCUAUCAUACUGGAAUGAAAUUUGACUUAAAUGCACAGAAAUGCUCAGAUUCAAAGAAAACAAUUUCCCCAUAGGCAUAUUUAUAUCAGUGUAUUUCAUAUGUAUUUAUGGAAAAGUCAGUUUUUCCACCCAUUUGGUUCUGUAACCACGGUUGUGAUAUUUUCUAAGACCAUUAACAUAGGUAAUUAUAUUUUCCUCCAUCAAUUUCAAGCGACCAGAAUCUGGUCACAAUAUUUUAUCCACUUUAACAUGAAGGAAAAUUAUGAUUUUUGGAAAGAUUGUACCUUUCCAUGGGUUUCUAAUGGAGUGGGAAAGAUUUUAAUGCACCGCUAAAGCUAGUGUCAUUGCCAGUGAGUCUGAAAAUGUAUUAUGGGUGACUCUAAAAAUUACAGCUCCUUCAUUUCGAAUGUGUGAUUCUGAUGUGUGAUUAGACCUUACGGAAAGUUAUCAUUAGGCUAAAUGUGGUGUUAACUAUUGUCAAGAUUGACACAGCACUGUUUCUCCUGCUAUUUUCCUAUGGUUAUUCUUAAGCUGUUACCAAAUACAAUAUACUGAUCCGUAAAUAUUGUGUAAAGGUUAUGUGAAAAGUUAACUAUUUGAUAGGAAAGAUUUGACUGUAAAAUUAUGAUGUUGCUGCCUGUUUCGACUAAUUACAGAAAAAAAGAGCUGUAAUAUCAAAUUUUUUUUGUUGCAAUUUGAACGCAUGGGUGAAAGUAUCACUGUGCUGUUGAAUGUUGAAGUUAAUGUGAUGAAUUUUGAUGUGUGUUAUUCAUUCAUUUAUAUAAGUUUCUUUAACAUCUGUUAAAUGAGGAAUUUGAGUUGAAUUUGUUUGGGGGGAGGGAUAAAUGGAUUCAUUUUUGUACUCUGGGUGUUUGUAAUUGAAGAUUUGAAUAAAGGCAAUAUAAAUAUG